CAAAUGUCUUUGUCUCGUCAGCCAGGGAUGGGUUUGCUUGGAAUGCAACUUGCUCUCUACGGCCCACGCAACGCGCCUGAUGCUGAUAGCAACGCAUUCCAGCAGCAGAUUUGGGACUCGAGAUGACGCAUUCCGAGAUUAUUAUCCAGGCAUUGCAUGGCUUGUAAGUGUUUAGGGUUGGGUAUGAGAAUUUUGAUUUGUGUUGUUUUGUUUUAUCCCAUGCCGACCUCGUCUUGAACCGUUUCUCCUCGCUGCCCGUCUGUGUGAAUUUGUUCUCUCCAGUGACUACACUCUUCCGCGGAUUCGUGAAGUUUCUUCCAUGUCCAUGUAAUGCCAAUACGAAGCUUUAUACGUCUUACUAACCAAACUGCCCGUGAGUGAGCGAGGAAGGCGUUAGAAGAAGUACGAAUGCGACCCGAAGGAAAUCAAACACACCUUUGGGAAGUCAGUUCAGGCCUCACCUCGACCUUGGUAUAAGAAAUGUCUUUCUACAUCGGAAGUCGAAACACCGCGUCUACUAUAGCGGCACAUGAGACCGGCGCCGAGAUGGCUCUCUCGACAGGAGCCAUAGCCGGCAUCGCAGUCGGCGGAGCCGUGAUUCUCUUCGCGGCGCUCGCACCUUUGCUCAUCAAACUUGCCAGGAAGCAGGAUGAGCGUCGCGCGUCUAUCUUCCCUGAUGUUGCAGUAGAGUCUGGGGACGCGACAGCGAACGAAACGGGCCCACGGCGACUGCGCAAGAAGAGUUUUAUUGGUGAGCAGGUGGCAGUCAUGAUGGACAAGGACGACGAGGUCGGGAUGGAGGAGAGUAGGAGUAGACGGUCGAGUUUGAACGUCAUAUCUCCCGCUCGAACGCGGCCAGGAAGCUUUUCUGCGGGAGACGGAAGCGGUAGGGGCAGCAUAGACACGCAGCAGGGACAGAAGCCCCGGUCACCGGAUAAAGAGCGCGGCUACGACAUGUAUCAGCACCGGCGCAAGACAUCAUGGAUCGACGAGGACGCGCUUCACGGCCCAACUAUCACUUCUCCGGGGAAGUCAAAACAGAAGCACAAGAGGAAAGUGAGCUGGUUCGACGGUGGUUUAGGCCGCUCCUUAAGCCGCCUCUCGACGAGAAGUGGUAUAGGGGAAGUGAGCCCUACUUUGCCGUAUACCGAGACGGGAAUAGAAGAGCAGCUCAACACUCCUGCUGACAGUACCAACGAGCAGAUGAGCGUAGCACCUCAGGAUGCAAACCUCACCGGAUACACAGCAACACCACGUCAGAGUCAACAUCAGCCCCAGGUAUAUACCAGUCCACAGAAGUCAUACGGGCCCUCGAAUAACCCAAGCCCCGGAUCCGCCUCCAACAGCCCUUCAAAGUCACCGCCGGAUAUCAUCCAUAACCCACGAUACCGUAACAGGGUCUCGUUCCAAGCCGCCCAACAACUAGCCGGCGGAGCGCGUCUGCCAGCCCCUAUUAGUAUUCCGCAGGGGCAGACGCAGAGACCGCCGGUAUUAAAACACAGCGCAACGGACACGGAACUAACGGAAAUUCUGCGCAUGACCGAAGAGAGGUUGCAAGACGGGAAUAGGAGCGCGCGACGGCAGACUCUAAUGGCCCCUCCGUAUACCCCUGGACGGGUACUUAACGGAGGGAUUCACGGUAACCACUAUGGGGGAUAUACGGACUUCAGCUACGAGACUCCCGGCAGAGGGGACGUUAGUCCCGUGAAGAGCCACAAGAGCGCCCCGGCAACAAUGUCGUAUGCAGAAUUAGAAGGAUCUACUCCAAAGCCGCAGCUAUCUCAACGUCAGAUGCGGACUCCUGGGCAUUCGCGACAGCAAUCCCAUGUAUCUAGGAUGUCACAAGUUUCCAUGCUAUCGGAACCGGAUAGCCUCGUUGUGUCUAAGAGGGAGUCGUAUCAAGACGUACGAACCGCUUUAUCCAGCCCGAGCCGGGUUAACAGGUCGGCAGAACCUAGUCCUAGCCCGCAAGGGAGCCAGCCGGCUCGCCCAUUCUCAAACGGCAGUACCUUGUCUUCCGCUUUAUCAACACUAUAUAGCAUGGAAGAAGCAUCUGUUCGUAGCCCGCCGGUCGACUCGAGACAAGAGGGCAGCAUAGAGAGGCGCGCCCCCGGCGAAGUUCUUUCCAGUCACGAGGUGCUCUCUCCAAGCAGAAACCCCGAGACAAACCCAGAGCGAAAUCCCAAGUCUCGCGUCAAGGAGGAAGAAGUACCUCCUCCAUUACGAAUUCGUCGAGGAACCUUAGGCAUGGACACAUCGCCUGCGCAUCAGUUACCCCUGCAACAGAGCAUAGAAGCCAACACUAUACCCAGACGUAAACCAUCAUUCACGCUCCCAUCGUCAGACGAAAACGACGACGACGACGACCCAUUCACCAUGUCAACUCCACCGCCGCAAAACCCCGCUCGUUUAUCAAAGGUCUUCUCACCACUUCCCGCUGAACCACCCCGUAAACAGUCAGACGCGAAGCAUCCCGCGCACAAAAGAACCAUAUCCCAAGAAAGCGCCUCCAUCUCAACCCCAACGCCCUCGCCCUCGCGCAGACGAGUAUUACCCUCCCCCCGAUCCAUACUCAACUCGCCCACCUUCGCCAACCGACAACGCGCCCCCAGCCCCGUAGUCUCCGAAGCCGGGCUGUCAUCCGUAUACGACAGCUACAACUACAGCUACAGCGAUAUCGCAGCCGACAACCCCCACGCCUCGCCCGAGAAACUCGUGCCGACGAUAUCCAACUCGGGCCGAUCCUCACGAAUCGGGUUCCGCAUCCCGAACUACGGACAAGCCGAGGAACCGCGGCAGUUCAACCACGAAUCCAUAUCAUGGGUACCAGCAUCGCCGCCGCCGCCGCUGCGGCGCGGCAUGCCCUCCGACGGGUCCAUAUACUCGCAAGACGAAGACCAAGUCCCACCACUGCGCGCGCAGACCAUCAAGCGAAGCAAGACGGUGCGCAUGUCAACAGCGAUAACCGAGCUGCGGCGCAUGAAUAGCCAGCUAAGCACCAUGAGCGACAUCAGCGUUGCCAGUUCGACGGUCGUAGGGAUGCGAGGAGGUGGAUUCAGUCCCGGGCGACACAGCGGCGGUGUGAGGAAUUAUCUUGCGCUGGGAGGGGAUCUGAAGAGUAGUAGCGGUGGUGACAGAUUCUCACAGUCGAGCGGUACUAUCAUUCGCAACGCCAGUUCUAGUUCCAAUACCAAUGCGAAACACGGCAGUCCUUUACGACGAAGUGGCGCUGGGAGAAGUCGUCGGGGAACGGUGGUGGUGCAAGGGCUAGAUGCCAAAAGGGGGAGUAACAUCGGAACAGACGCCGUGAAGCACGCCAGCCAGAUCAUGACGCAUGCCACGAAGCUAAGCCGCGAAGAGGCGACGGCUAAGCGGUUGAGUGUUGAAAGUUUGUACGACGCGAAGGGGUUCCUGAAGGGCUAGGCUAGUUGUAAACGCCGCGGUUUUAUACACCACGCUCCCGACGAGCGCAAUAUUUCCUCUGUCAUGUAAACACAGUGUGCUGAUAUCUUUAACAUUCGUCGUAUAUUAUAUAUGUAUAUCCUGUUAUGUAACUGGGUUGGGUUAGGGGGUUCCAAUAUAAUAGUUAUUUGAAUUUCCAGAGCCUCUAUCCUUGACUUUUAGACACCGAGGAUAUACUAGGGAGACAUUAGGUACCCUAGAAGAUACCGUAAUAAUCGGACUAUUCAACUCUCCUAAUGAACUACCGUAAUCAAAUCCAGUAUUAAUCAAGCUUCAAGGGGUAUCCAUCUAUCCUAGC
Molecule: messenger RNA, 3760 nt
Organism: Daldinia loculata
Lineage: Eukaryota; Fungi; Ascomycota; Sordariomycetes; Xylariales; Hypoxylaceae
Exons: 1
Coding region: 481-3423 (980 amino acids)
Source: RefSeq, a predicted model, not a curated record